This is a messenger RNA of Raphanus sativus (radish), 1803 nucleotides long. RefSeq lists its product as uncharacterized. NCBI's taxonomy places the organism in Eukaryota, Viridiplantae, Streptophyta, Magnoliopsida, Brassicales, Brassicaceae. The record is from RefSeq and is a predicted model, not a curated record. The coding region runs from base 721 to 1527 and encodes 268 amino acids. Gene Ontology annotation, cellular component: endoplasmic reticulum; membrane. The transcript is spliced from 9 exons. Gene Ontology annotation, biological process: lipid homeostasis.
GUAGAUUACUAUAACUUUUGGUUCAAUCUUACUCACAAAAUCUAUAAAACAUUUAUUCUCCUUAUUUUUUACUUGGUGUUCAAGGCGAAACAAUUCAUAACCCAGAUACCAAAUAUUGUGCAGAUAAAGACAUACUCGGUUGAUCCUAAAAUCCAGCUACUUCCCCUUUUCUAAGACAAAACCAAAAGAAGAUAUAUAUAUUUUUUAUUUAUUUAUUAUUAGAUUCUUUCCUUAAUUAGCUUUCUCCCUUAAGUUUUCUUGCAAAAUACAAUUCAAACCGUCUUACUAGCAUUCUGCAAGCAAAACCUCUUUGUUGAUUAAUUAAUGGAAUAAAUAAAUAGGAAAAAUCGUUAUUUAUAUUUUCUCCCGAAUAUUUUUAAGAUAACUACUUGUGAAUUUUGCGGUUACAGCACCUCUUGCGAUUCAAGUAAUUGAGUAAAAAAAAAAUCUCCUACUUACUAACUUGGAUGAUUUCUUGAAGCUUCUGAAGAAAAAAUACCCUUUUAUCCGUAUCAUCAUCCAUAUCAUCGCUUUUUAAGGUUGUCCCGGCUUUGAGGUUUUCUCUGAUAAACAAAACACAAAGCAAGAAACAGAGUCUUUCUUUGUCUUCUUCUUGCGCAUACGAAUAUAUUCGAGAAAGUUAAUCUUGAAAGACGUUAAGUUUGAGAGGAAGAACUAAACCCCAUUCACACCACAUAAGAUCGAGGACUAAAGACAAUCAUGGACGUCAAGUCUUACCAGAAUCAGGCUGAGGGUUUUGUUAAGCGCUAUCUGUUAGCAGAUCCAUGUCUUCCUUAUACUUCUGUUCUUUCUGGAAUCUUUCUCUGCAAAAUGGUCUAUGAUCUUACGGAUUCAUUCAGCUCAGUUCACAUCAAAUCAUACUCAGCUCUCACAAAAAUGAAGAGAAUUGAAUGGAACAACAGGGGAAUUUCCACAGUUCAUGCGGUAUUUAUAUCAUUCAUGGCACUCUACUUUGUGUUCUUUUCUGAUUUGUUUUCUGACCAAACAAGUCUUCAAGGCCUUAUGGUGUUUCGUAGCUCGCCUCUAUCUAACUUUGGUUUAGGAGUAUCAGUUGGCUAUUUUCUUGCUGAUCUUGGAAUGAUCAUUUGGCUUUACCCUUCUUUAGGAGGAUUAGAAUAUAUUUUCCAUCACAGCUUAUCUGGAGUAGCAGUAGCGUAUUCUCUGUUCUCAGAAGAGGCUCAGCUUUACACAUACAUGGUUCUAAUCUCUGAAGUGACUACACCAUCUAUCAAUCUUAGAUGGUUCCUUGACACUGCUGGUUUGAAGCGGUCUAAAGCUUAUCUUAUUAAUGGAGUUGCUAUUUUAUUGGCUUGGAUGACGGCAAGAAUACUUCUGUUCAUCUACAUGUUUUACCAUGUCUACAUACACUAUGAUCAGGUGGUAGAGAUGCAUACGUUCGGUUAUCUGCUGGUAUUUGUAGUACCGAUUGCUUUGAGUGUAAUGAACUUGAUGUGGUUUGGUAAGAUAGUGAAGGGACUGAAGAAAACACUUGAGAAAAGACAGUGAAGAAAGACUUCUGUUGGAUGUAAAUAUAAAGAAGCUCUUAUGAAGAAAAUGUUUUAGCUUCAUAAGCAAAGGUUUUUUUAUAAUGUAAUUUGCCCAUACAAACAAAACUAAACUUCUGGUAUAAGAUUAUCACAAGACGUCAGUAGACCACGCUACUAAUGCAGUUGGGAUUUCUUCUUCUUCUUCUUACAAGAAUCUGCCUAGGUGUUUCUGUAAUCUCUGCCAAGGUUGAGAAUAUUGUAGAGCUUGAAUGAGAAUCCUAGAAUCUUUUUUUUU